AUGACUUGUCAGUUGCUGAUCAGAGACGUUCGAGAUAACCCUAACGACAGAGACAACCCUAACAACAGAGACAACCCUAACCACAGAGACAACACUAACAACAGGGACAACCCUAACAACAGAGAUAACCCUAACAACAAAGACAACCCUAACCACAGAGACAACACUAACAACAGAGACAACCCUAACAACAGAGACAACCCUAACCACAGAGACAACACUAACAACAGAGAUAACCCUAACAACAGAGACAACCCUAACAACAGAGAUAACCCUAACAACAGAGACAACAUUAACAACAGAGACAACCCUAACAACAGAGACAACCCUAACAACAAAGACAACCAUAACAACAGAGAUAACCCUAACAACAGAGACAACCCUAACAACAGAGAAAACCCUAACAACAGAGACAACCCUAACAACACAGAUAACCCUUACAAUAGAGACAACCCUAACAACAGAGACAACCACAACCUUAACAAAAGAGACAACCCUAACAACAGAGACAACACUAACAACAGAGACAACCCUAACAACAGAGACAACCCUAACAACAGAGACAACACUAACAACAGAGAUAACCCUAACAACAGAGACAACCCUAACAACAGAGAUAACCCUAACAACAGAGACAACAUUAACAACAGAGACAACCCUAACAACAGAGACAACCCUAACAACAAAGACAACCAUAACAACAGAGAUAACCCUAACAACAGAGACAACCCUAACAACAGAGAAAACCCUAACAACAGAGACAACCCUAACAACACAGAUAACCCUUACAACAGAGACAACCCUAACAACAGAGACAACAGAAACCCUAACAACAGAGACAACAUUAACAACAGAGACAACCCUAACAACAGAGACAACCCUAACAACAGAGAUAACCCUAACAACAGAGACAACCCUAUAAACAGAGACAACCAUAACAACAGAGACAACACUCUCAACAGAGACAAUCCUAACAACAGAGACAACCCUAACAACAGAGACAACCGUAACACCAGAGACAACCCUAACAACAGAGAUAACCCUAACAACAGAGAUAACCAUAACAACAGAGACAACCCUUACAACAGAGACAACUCUAAGAACAGAGACAACCCUAACAACGGAGAUAACCAUAACAACAGAGACAACACUCGCAACAGAGACAAUCCUAACAACAGAGACAACCCUCACAAUAGAGACAACCCUAACAACAGAGAUAACCCUAACAACAGAGACAACACUAACAACAGAGAUAACCCUAACAACAGAGAUAACCAUAACAACAGAGACAACCCUCUCAACAGAGCCAAUCCUAACAACAGAGCCAACCCUAACAACAGAGAUAACCACAACAACAGAGACAACCAUAACAGCAGAGACAACCUUAACGACAGAGACAACCCUAACAACAGAGCCAACCCUAACAACAGAGAUAACCUUUACAACAACGGAGACAACCCUAACUACAGAGACAACCUUAACAGCAGAGACAACCUUAACAACAGAGACAACCCCAACAACAGAGACAACCCUAACCAUAGAGACAACCCUAACAACAGAGAAAACCCUAACAACAGAGAUAACCUUUACAACAGAGGCAACCCUAACUACAGAGAUAAAAUAACAACAGAGACAACCCUAACCAUAGAGACAACCCUAACAACAGAGAUAACCCUAACAACAGAGAUAACCUUUACAACAGAGGCAACCCUAACUACAGAGAUAAAAUAA
Messenger RNA from Mizuhopecten yessoensis (Yesso scallop), 1731 nucleotides. RefSeq names its product GATA zinc finger domain-containing protein 14-like. NCBI's taxonomy places the organism in Eukaryota, Metazoa, Mollusca, Bivalvia, Pectinida, Pectinidae. The transcript is spliced from 4 exons. The record is from RefSeq and is a predicted model, not a curated record. Bases 1 to 1731 code for a protein of 576 amino acids.